AUGACUACUCGAGAUGAAGAAAUUUUAUCAGAAUUUCACAAAACUUACAACACUGAAGACAAUCGAAGAAUUGUGUCUCUGCCUAGAAAACCAUUGGUCACACCUUUGCCUACAAACAAAAUUAUAGCGGAAAACAGAUUUCAUUCUCUUAAAAAAAGACUUGCAUCUAGUGAUGUGUUAAAGACACAAUAUGACAACUGCAUGCUGAAUUACAUUGAACAAAAGCAUGUUGAAGUUUGUUCCAUAGAUGAAUCCAAUGAGAAGCCAGUAUAUUACCUUCCUCAUCAUGCUGUAAGAAAGAAAACACAAUCUGAAACCAAGUGGAGAAUUGUGUUUGAUGCUUCCUCGCAUGCUCCAGGAAUGAUUUCACUGAACGAUACCUUGGAAGCUGGCCCGAAUCUUCUUCCUGAAUCUAUUGGUUGUCUACUAAGAUUUCGAUUGCAUGAAUUCGCUGUUACAUGUGAUGGUAAGCAAGCUUUUUUACAGUUGUCACUACAUAAAGAAGAUAGGGACGUCACAAAAUUUUUCUGGUACAAAUUAAAAUCUGAUUCAUCUCAACCUACUACUUUUACAGAUGAAAUAACUGUUUACAGAUUUACUCGUUUACCAUUUGGCCUUACUUGCAGUCCGUUUUUACUCUGUGCUGCGACACGAGAAUUGGCUGCAAAACAUAUCGCAGAAUUUCCAAUUGCUGCACCAAUGAUAGAUAAACAUCUCUAUAUGGAUGACUUUCUUGCUAGUAUGGAAACUGAAUCACGCAUUAUAAUGCUAUAUCACGAGAUCAAGAAUUUAAUGGCUCUAAUAAAAUUGCCUAUGGAAAAAUGGGCUACAAACUCUUUGAAACUCAAAGAUGUACUACAAACACAUGAAGAAUCUCACAAAACGGAAACAACUGUCUUAGGUAUGGCUGGCUGGAAUACAACUUCUGAUACUUUGAAGCAUGCAUUCAAGACUUCCCUCUGUGUUUUUACAGACAAACCACUUACAAAGAGAUGGUUACUCCGCUGCAUUGCUAGUUUUUAUGAUCCCUUAGGCCUUUUUUCACCGUUUACUAUUCUUGGGAAAAUCUUAUUCCAAGAUACAUGGAUUCUUGGAAUCAAGUGGGAUGAAUUACUACCUGCUAAUUUAUCAACUUUAUGGUAUGCAGCUGUGAAAGAACUUGAUGACAUUUGCUCCCUUCAAAUUCCUCGAUGCAUAGGGAUUUCAUCACAUGUUCCUUUUGCUAUUCAUGUGUUUUGUGACGCAUCUGAACGUGCCUAUGGUUCAGUUCUGUACAUUGUUACCUUUAAAGGUGACCAAUCGAAUGUGAAUUUAGUGUGUAGUCGCAACAAACUAGCUCCUAUAAAGAAAGUUACCUUACCUCGUUUGGAGCUCUUGGCCGCCCUGAUGGGAGCACGAUUGUUGCAAUAUUUCUGUGCUGAAACAAACAUCUGUUCGUCAAAUGCAACAUUGUGGAGUGAUUCUCAAGUUGUCUUAGGGUGGAUACGCAGUGACCCCAACAAAUGGAAAACUUUUGUUAGCAACAGAGUAACAGAAAUUAUUUCCUAUACCAAUCCUUCACAAUGGAGACACUGCCCUGGCAAAGACAAUCCAGCUGACAAACUUUCUCGAGGUGUUUCACCAUCAACACUAAAAAACCUGGAAAUUUGGUGGAACGGCCCUCCAUGGUUAGUCAAAUCUCUAGAAUAUUGGCCUCAUUCUGAUACUAUUUCUCAAGAUUACAGUCAUAACUUCGAGGCAAAGAAAGAAAAAGUUCAGACCCUUCACAUCGUAUCUACUCAACCAAUCAUAAAGGCUGGAAACUACAGUUCUUACGUUCGAUUGUUACGUGUAACAUCUUGGAUUCUUCGCUUUAUUCACAACUGUAGGAAACAAAAAAAGUUAGUGGGUGAGUUACAUGCCACAGAACUGAAUCAAGCUCGUAUUUAUUGGAUACAGACCGUUCAGAAAGAAUCCUUUCCUUCAGAAUAUGAAGCUCUGUUGACAGGAAAAUCACUCCCUAAGAAAUCAAGGAUAAAACAAUUUAACCCUUUCUUCAAGAACAAUAUUAUACUUCUUGGUGGUCGACUACAAUUUUCUGAUUUAUCUCAUGCUGAAAAACAUCCCAUAUUAUUGGAAGGUUCUCAUCCUUUUACAAGCCUACUGAUACGCCAAACACAUUUACGAAUGCAUCAUCUCGGUGUUCGGAUUGUACUUUCUCAGCUUCGUUCAGAAUAUUGGAUAUUAAGAGCAAGACAAGCCAUUAAAAAGUGA
Stegodyphus dumicola is the source of this 2253-nucleotide messenger RNA. RefSeq lists its product as uncharacterized. The record is from RefSeq and is a predicted model, not a curated record. Lineage: Eukaryota; Metazoa; Arthropoda; Arachnida; Araneae; Eresidae.